Molecule: messenger RNA, 1021 nt
Organism: Glycine soja
Lineage: Eukaryota; Viridiplantae; Streptophyta; Magnoliopsida; Fabales; Fabaceae
Product: serine/arginine-rich splicing factor RSZ22-like
Exons: 7
Coding region: 151-684 (177 amino acids)
Biological process (GO): mRNA splicing, via spliceosome
Cellular component (GO): nuclear speck
Molecular function (GO): RNA binding; zinc ion binding
Source: RefSeq, a predicted model, not a curated record
GCGUGACAGAUAUCAAUUUUCCCAUAUUAUUCACAGAAAGGAAAAAAGGGCCCUAUAAAACUAAACGCUCCCCUUCUCGAAGAGGCCGCUCGCUCUCUAGGGUUUUUCUUUUUCUCUUCUCACUGCAUCGCUUCAGGUUCUUCUGAAAAGAUGUCUCGCGUGUAUGUUGGUAACUUGGAUUCACGAGUCACCGAGAGAGAUCUCGAAGACGAAUUCCGCGUUUUCGGAGUUAUUCGGAGUGUUUGGGUUGCACGUAGACCACCUGGUUAUGCUUUUAUUGACUUUGAUGACCGCAGAGACGCACAGGAUGCUAUCCGUGAAUUGGAUGGCAAGAAUGGUUGGAGGGUUGAGCUUUCUCACAACUCUAGAGGUGGAGGUGGUGGUCGUGGUGGUCGCUCUGGUGGUUCUGAUUUGAAAUGUUACGAGUGUGGUGAACCUGGUCAUUUUGCUCGUGAAUGCCGCAUGCGUGGUGGUUCAGGAAGACGCCGUAGCCGUAGUCCGCCCAGAUUCCGUAGGAGCCCAAGUUAUGGGCGAAGGAGUUACAGUCCUCGUGGGCGGUCCCCUAGGCACCGCAGUUUGUCACCUCGUGGACGUAGCUACAGCAGGUCUCCUCCUUAUCGUGGGCGUGAGGAGGUUCCUUAUGCUAAUGGCAAAGGACGGAAGAAUAUUAGGCAUGAUGAGUGAUGACUGGAGUAGAAAUGGCCUUAGGGAACGACGCAGAAGCAGAAGUUGAUUUUGAGAGUUUGGUAUUGGGUAUCUGUGAUUGUUAAGAGAAUAGUGAGAUUUUGUUAAUUUAGUGGUGCUUUGACUGAAGUAUGAGUCUGUUUUGUUGGGCAAGGCCCUGAGUUUCUACUCUUGGAUUGGAAUAGUUAGUUUAUUUUAUGUCUCAGCUUGUGUUGAAUUUAUCUUUGCUUGUAGUUUCAUUGCAGGUAAUGAUCUUGUUAAGGUUGUUGUUACUAGUUUGUUAAAUAUAGUUCCAGAUCUUUCUGCACUACAUUAAUAUGCUUUCCUUCUCUGUUGA